UCGCCGCCCAACUAGAACUACGACUCCCAGCAGCCCUCGCGCUAUUUCCCAUCAUGGCGGCGGGCAAGAAAAUGUGUGCGAAGGAAAAAACGCCGGAGGGGGCUCCGAGUCCGCCAGGCUACCGAGCCAUCCCCAUCAAGUUCUCCCAGGAGCAGGCAUCCUCUCACUUCCUCUACGUCAGAGAGCACCGAGUUCGAGGGGGCGCCAAGUCCAGCUGGCCUCCAGGACGCACGCUCUUUGUCCUCAAUGUGCCCCCGUACUGCUCAGAGGAGAGCCUGGCCCGGCUCUUUGCCGCCUGUGGCCCCGUCCAGUCGCAUCUGCACGAGAGGCCAGACCUGUGCGAGACGCCAAAGGAGGCCCCGUCGGCGUUCUUCUGCCCAAAGCCUGUCCCGGGUUUCCACGUGGCUUACGUGGUGUUCAGGAAGCCAGCGUCUGUGCCGAAGGCCGUGGCUCUUCAGGGACCUCUGAUCAUCUCAACGGAGAGCCACCCGGUGAAAACUGGCAUUGAGAAGUGGACAGCGGAUUACGCAGACUCUCUAGUGGACCCGGAGGCCCUCAGGCUGGAGGUGGACAAGUUCAUGGAAGAAUAUGACAAGAAGACAGCCGCGGAAGACGCUAAGGCAGAGGCAGAGGAGGGGGUCCCAGAUGAGGAAGGCUGGGUGAAGGUGACCCGCAAAGGCCGGAGGCCUGGCCUGCCUCGCUCGGAGGCCGCCAGCCUACGAGUGCUGGAGAAGGAGAAACGCAAGAAAGCGCGCAAGGAGCUGCUUAAUUUCUAUGCGUGGCAGCACCGAGAGACCAAGAUGGAGCACUUGGCCCAGCUGCGGAAGAAGUUUGAGGAGGACAAGCAGAGAAUCGCCUUGAUGCGGGCGCAGCGCAAGUUCUGCCCAUACUGAGUCGGGGUGGCCAGGCCCCCCUGAGGACAGGGACCUGCCGCCGUGGUCUGCGGACCGAAGGAAGCAGGCCAGCCUUUGGGGGGGGGUGCCCCGUCUCCACAGGGCUGUCACCAUGUUCCAGAAGAUGUAAAUAAAGGACGGACAUCACUUCUG
Phascolarctos cinereus (koala) is the source of this 1046-nucleotide messenger RNA. RefSeq names its product ribosomal RNA processing 7 homolog A (gene RRP7A). Gene Ontology annotation, molecular function: RNA binding. Gene Ontology annotation, biological process: rRNA processing; ribosomal small subunit assembly. Gene Ontology annotation, cellular component: UTP-C complex; CURI complex. The record is from RefSeq and is a predicted model, not a curated record. NCBI's taxonomy places the organism in Eukaryota, Metazoa, Chordata, Mammalia, Diprotodontia, Phascolarctidae.